Molecule: messenger RNA, 2430 nt
Organism: Xyrauchen texanus (razorback sucker)
Lineage: Eukaryota; Metazoa; Chordata; Actinopteri; Cypriniformes; Catostomidae
Product: stromal cell-derived factor 2-like
Exons: 3
Coding region: 57-725 (222 amino acids)
Source: RefSeq, a predicted model, not a curated record
UAAUCUAGGAUUUUAAAAUAUUUAAUAUCUUCGUAGGGCUCGUCAAAGCGUAUGUCAUGGACAGUUUAUGGUUCUCGAGGAUCCAGUUGUUUGUAACAGUGUUAUUGUUAUGUAUGUUUACACCCUCCUCCGGCAGCGAAAUGGAUUUUGUGACGUGCGGGUCGGUGGUGAAGCUGCUCAAUGUGAAACACAACGUCAGAUUACACUCUCAUGAUGUUCGUUAUGGGUCUGGUAGUGGCCAGCAGUCUGUGACAGGUGUGAUUGCAGUAGAGGAUAGUAACAGUUACUGGAGUGUGCGGGGCACCAGUGAAGCUGAAUGCCAUCGAGGCACUCCUGUAAAAUGUGGACAGAACAUCCGCCUUACCCAUGUCAACACGGCCCGCAAUUUACACAGCCACUACUUUACAUCCCCUCUGUCUUCAAAUCAGGAGGUCAGUGCGUUUGGGGAGAAUGGCGAGGGUGACCAUCUUGAUGAAUGGACCGUUUUGUGUGCAGGCUCAGUUUGGCAGCGUGACGAGUCAGUUCAGUUCCGCCACACUGCCACUGACGCUCUGCUGUCUGUAACAGGCGAACAGUACGGCAGACCCAUCCACGGCCAGAGAGAAGUGCACGGCAUGAUAAUCAGCAGCCCGCACAGCUACUGGAGAACAAUGGAGGGCGUCUUCAUGAAACCGAGUGAGACAGGUUUCAGGGAUUUCAGUAGCUCACUACACACAGAGUUUUAAAGGACAGUUGAACCUGCUGGACUGUCUAUUUUAUAGAGUUCUGUUGUUCUACUUUUUAUUUCUUAAAAGCCUUGGGCCACAAGAGGAACCCUGAGCUGUUACAUAAAACAUGCCUCAUGUUCAGUUUUAAUACUUGAAGCAUAUGAUUUUAUUUGCACAGUCAAUAUUAAGAGCAAACAGAUAUUCAAGCUUUUCAUUCAAUAAAAGGUUUUUUUGGAAGGCAGAGUAAAGGCACUGUAGCUUUUCAAACUUUUUGAAAAUGACAGUGUUUUUGUGGCAUGAAAAUAUUUUGCUCACAUAUUAGAAUAAUGUUGGACCCAGUUUAUAUUAGGUCUUUAACUACUAUGUACUUAACCAUUUGAUACAAUGUACUUAUUAUGUAUAUAUGUGUUGUUGCGAUGUACUUACAUUUAAAGUACCUGCAUUUAAUUACAUCUGAAACUACACAAAACCUAACCAAAACCUCAGUAACAGAAAAUUUGAAUCUUGUGAGAUUUUUGCAGAACAACAUGUAGUUAAACAAUAAGUACAUUUUAUUGUAUUUAUUUUAAUGUUAGUACAUAGACACAUAAUAUUAAGUGGGAACUUUAUUAUUAUUAUUAUAUACUAUACAAAUCAAGGCAAUCUAUUUGCAUCCUACAGAAUAAUAAAUGCAAUUUUACAGUCAGGCCAUGGGCCCACAGCUAUACUCGAGAAAACUUUUAAAAUCUUAGAAUAAUAAAUCAAGUCAUGUCAAUCAAGUAAUUUACCUGUCAAGAUAAAUUAAUCCUGAAUACCUGAAAAAGCAAAUUCAUUUUCGCUUGAAAAUCACAGGAUCUGACAGGAAGGUAAACCUUUAGUAGCAGAAUGGAGCACCCAUGCUCUUUGCUAACCUCAUCUUUAGAUUGAAAACACUACAGCAGGAGUGGUAAAGUGUGAUUCAAAUUAUGCAAUAUUGCAACAGUAUUAACAUUGUUUACCUCAAGUAACUUCCUACAAUUAUGUGGUGCUAUAUAAUGAUGUAGGGUAUUUUUUAAAGGAAGCCAUCUCAAUUAUGAUAAAGGCUCCUGAACAGCUAUUAGUAUUGUACACACGUAUUAGACAUGCAAUAUUCAGGAAAAGCACGUUAUAUUGGAAGCUAUUUAUUUCUCAUAGUAAGGUGACAUCCUGCAUACCAGAAGUAACAACAUUUUUCAAGUUACACUAAAAGUCAUUCAUCUCUGUCCUAAAUUUAUUGUUGAGAUCAAAACAUGUUAAGAAGUGCCUUUUUUGUUUUUACACAGACCUCUACUAUAAUUAUAUAUAGAUGCUGUAAAAUGUGAGUUAUACCUUAAAUGCCAUUGAUACAAGUGGAUUACCAUUUCUUGAGAAUAUGUUAACUUAAAGAAUAUUCCAGGUUCAAUACAAGUUAAGCUCAGUCGACAGAAUUGUGACAAAUAUUGAUUACCAUAAAAAAAUCAUUUUGACUUGUUCCUCCUUUCCUUUAAAAAAAAAACACCAAUCUGUGUAACAGUGAGGCACUUAAUGGAAGUUAAUGAAGAUUUAAAGAACUUUUCAGCUCAAAUAAUACUCAGUUUUAACAGAAGAAUUGUUGUAAGUGCUAUUUUUUUUAUUAUAAGCUUCACAUUUCUGCCUUUAAACCCUCCAUAAACGUGAACCAUUUACUUCCAUUGUGUCUCAUUGUAACCUUGAUUUGUUUUUAAGAAUUUUUAAUAUUCAAACAUGA